This is a messenger RNA of Puma concolor (puma), 702 nucleotides long. The record is from RefSeq and is a predicted model, not a curated record. Lineage: Eukaryota; Metazoa; Chordata; Mammalia; Carnivora; Felidae.
AUGGACAACACCCGCAGCUCUCAGCAAGCCCCGGGCCUGGACCUUUCCUCCCCGCUGUCCAAUCCUACCCUUUGCAGGGCUGACUCUUCCCAGCACCCCUUCCCCAAGGUUACACUCCGGCCCCGCCCCAAGCUGGACCAGGCGAGCCUCAUCCGGGUCAUUAGUGGCCUGGGCACUUUUCCUGGGGAGCACCUGCUAACCGCUGCAGUGGCCCAUCUCUGGGUCUCACCUCACAGGUUACCGGAGACCACGGUGGUCUACCCUGCAGAUGUGGUCCUGUUUGAGGGCAUCUUGGUGUUCUACAGCCAGGAGGUCCGCGACAUGUUUCACCUGCGCCUCUUCGUGGACACGGACUCCGACGUCAGGCUGUCGCGAAGAGUUCUCCGGGACGUGCACCGCGGGAGGGAUCUGGAGCAGAUUCUGACCCAGUACACCACCUUUGUGAAGCCGGCCUUCGAGGAGUUCUGCCUGCCGACGAAGAAGUAUGCCGACGUGAUCAUCCCCCGAGGGGUGGACAACAUGGUGGCCAUCAACCUGAUUGUGCAGCACAUCCAGGACAUCCUGAGCGGCGACAUCUGCAAGUGGCACCGAGGGUCCAAUGGGCGGAGCUACAAGAGGACAUUUCCCGAGCCGGGAGACCAUCCCGCGGUGCUGACCUCCGGCAAGCGAUCGCACUUGGAGUCCAGCAGCAGACCCCACUGA